UAAUCAUUUUGACAUUUGUUUGUCACGUUUGUGUUGUUUUCGCUUGUGGAUUUCUGUCUAUGAUUUAAAAUAAAAUCCCCAAAAAUUAUUACGUAGGCUGAAUAUCCACCUUUUCAACUUUCACCUGAAUUUUAGUUGAAAAUAAAAUGACUGAAGUUCAACUACAGGAAUUCAAACUGGACCCUGAUUCAGAGCUUCGUUUCGAAGUCGAAUCCAAGAACGAGAAAGUUGUUUUGGAGAUUAAAAGCGGUUACGCGGAACUGUUUGGUACCGAGCUUGUCAAAGGGAAGCCCUAUGAGUUCCAUACGGGAGCAAAAGUUGCGGUAUUCACGUGGCACGGCUGCACGGUGGAGCUGCGAGGUCGGACUGAAGUGAGCUACGUAGCAAAAGAGACCCCCAUGGUUGUCUACCUUAACGUCCAUGCUGCAUUAGAACAGCAGCGAGUAGCAGCGGAGCAGGAGAACACCAGAGGCCCAGUCACCAUGGUCGUGGGGCCCGGAGACGUCGGCAAAUCAACACUGACGAGGAUACUGCUCAACUACGCUGUGAGGAUGGGCCGGAGACCGAUAUAUGUGGACUUAGAUGUGGGACAGGGGCAGAUUAGUGUGCCGGGGACUAUUGGAGCCUUACUAGUGGAAAGGCCAGCAUCUAUAGAAGAAGGUUUCAGUCAACAGGCACCCCUAGUAUACCAUUUUGGGCACAAAUCACCUUCAGAAAAUUUAGAGCUUUACAAUACCAUAGUAUCCAGGCUAGCUGAGGUCAUUGCGGAGAGAUGCGAAAAUAAUAAGAAAGCGUCCACGUCAGGCGUGAUCAUUAAUACCUGUGGCUGGAUCAAGGGUGCUGGCUACAAGAUGCUGACGCACGCCGCUCAGGCCUUCGAGGUGGAUGUUAUAUUAGUAUUGGACAAUGAGAGAUUGUACAACGAGCUCAAAAGGGACAUGCCAAAGUUCGUCAAAGUCGUUUACUUACCAAAGAGUGGUGGGGUUGUGGAGCGUUCAAGCCAGGCCCGCGCCGAGGUCCGCGACUGCCGCAUACGAGAGUACUUCUACGGCAAGCGGACGCCCUACUACCCGCACUCUUUCGACGUCAAAUUCCAGGAUCUCAAGAUAUACAAGGUGGGUGCUCCGUCGCUGCCCGACUCGUGCAUGCCGCUGGGCAUGCGCGCCGAGGACGCGCUGACCAAGCUGGUCGCCGUCACCGUCACGCCCGCGCUCGCGCACCGCCUGCUCGCCGUCACGUUCGCGGCCGGCCCGGACGAUGACGCGCCAUGUUCCAAUCUAGCGGGGAUUGUGUGUGUGACCGCGGUAGACAUGGACCGACAGAUGCUCACCAUCCUCUCGCCGCAGCCGCGGCCGCUACCCAACACUGUGUUACUUCUCUCCGAACUGCAGUAUAUGGACAACCAUUAGUGCGUCCACACCGGGCGAACACGCUGCGAACUUGUUCGCAGUAACGCCAGAUAUGGACGGACAUCGCGGGAAUUCAGACAGAUAGACGCUCAAAUGGCCUAAACUCAUAGACUAAUAAUACAUUAAUUAUCAGUCCCCCUGACAUGCUUGUAACCAAAAUAGUCCUUAUUUUCGUAGGUGACAUCUAGCGUCAAGUAGCAGAUUUAUCAGUACCACUACUUGACACUAGAUGUCGCGACAAACGAACAAUUUACAACUAAUAUCACAAGCGGAAUGAGUUGAGAAUCAAGCCGGGCUAGCAUACAGCAUCUUGCGACGACCCGUCCCUCUUUUAUUAACAUAAAUAGUUAGAAAAAGGCGGGUAGUCUAUCACGCCGCGAGAUACUAUCGCGUCAAUCAUGUGCUUGGCCAAAGAGAAUAGAUAGCAUAGGGGGUCCUGUCAUAGUAAAUUUUGUAGUCACCGUAAAAUUACUGCCAUCAAUCGACACACAACUAAAACUCAAAAUAAACAAAAAAAUGUAUAUAUAUAUGGAUAAAUGAUUUUAUUAUUUUUAUAUCAUUUUUACCCAUGUUCAUUCCCUGAUAUCUAUGUGUUAAAAUUGUUAAAUAUGAAACGGGGUCGUCACGCCAUCUAGCCGAGGAUAGGCCAAAGGUGUGUGCGCCAUCUAUCCGAGAAUGACUUUUUCUUGAUUUCCGGGGCACGUGUUUUUCUUAGAUUUUAUUCAUCUUAUACGAAGUUAUAUAUGUCUUUGGCUUGGCCUAAAGUUUCGGUUUUAGUAUUAGUUGUAAACUGUUCGUUUGUCGCGACAUCUAGUGUCUAGAAGCGAUACUGAUAAAUCCGCUACUUGAUGCUAGUUGUCGACUACGAAAAUUAAUAGUAUUUUUUACAAGGAAGUCAAGGGGACCAGCCGUCUAUGUAUUAUUAGUCUAUGCUAAAGUAAACCUUAUGCCCUAGUAAUAAGAUUUACAAAUUGAUCGAAUCGGAUACAUUGUGUCAUAAGUAGUUCCCAUUCCUAGCCCUAGUUUUAGAAUUGAUAUGAUCUGCGAGGAUCUAAAUCUAAAACCCACAAGACUGUAAAUAAAUUAUAUUUUCUAAGAUGUAAUGAAAUUAAAUAGAAAAUUU
Messenger RNA from Cydia fagiglandana, 2532 nucleotides. It is a transcript of the gene cbc, whose product is annotated as protein CLP1 homolog. Gene Ontology annotation, molecular function: polynucleotide 5'-hydroxyl-kinase activity. The transcript is spliced from 9 exons. Gene Ontology annotation, cellular component: mRNA cleavage factor complex; nucleus. Gene Ontology annotation, biological process: tRNA splicing, via endonucleolytic cleavage and ligation. NCBI's taxonomy places the organism in Eukaryota, Metazoa, Arthropoda, Insecta, Lepidoptera, Tortricidae. The record is from RefSeq and is a predicted model, not a curated record. Bases 147 to 1409 code for a protein of 420 amino acids.